Cygnus atratus (black swan) is the source of this 3161-nucleotide messenger RNA. RefSeq names its product heterochromatin protein 1 binding protein 3 (gene HP1BP3). Gene Ontology annotation, biological process: nucleosome assembly; heterochromatin organization. Lineage: Eukaryota; Metazoa; Chordata; Aves; Anseriformes; Anatidae. Gene Ontology annotation, cellular component: chromosome; nucleus; nucleosome. Bases 585 to 2264 code for a protein of 559 amino acids. The transcript is spliced from 14 exons. The record is from RefSeq and is a predicted model, not a curated record. Gene Ontology annotation, molecular function: DNA binding; nucleosome binding.
ACCGCUCAGCCCGGGUACCCUGCCAGGAGUCUUGUGACCUGGCAUUUCCUCCGGUGCGACAGUUGGCUUGCCAUGCUCAAGACCUGAUUUUGUCCCAAAAUAUUUGAGAUUGGAGUCUGAGAUAAGCUGGAAAAUCUUAUGGCCUUGUCUUACGAAAAUCCGAGGAGUCAACUGGCCUCAAAUAAGCUUUUUUUAAAUUCCUGUGCCCGUUGCAUUGAUGAGGGGACUCCACUCAUUGGAAAUAAUAUCCAGAACAGCCGACCAGGUUUAAGUUGACGUGAGUUACCCAACGACCACCUUCAAAACCUGCAUCCUCAAGUGAUGGCCUCUUCCUGAGCACGGUGUUUGUGUGGUUGACAUCCGUGUAAAUACAAAACACGGUUAUUACUUCCCAAUUCCUUAAGAGCAAUGCUUGCAGUCAUGGCCGUGGGACACAUCUAAAGAUGCCGUAGCACCCACACAUGGAGCUAGGGUAGCCAGGUUGACUGCUCACUGCACUGUGAAAACCAUUAGGAAAAAGUCCUUGGGGUUAAAACCUGGGGCUCCACAGUGUUACGUGCACUUGGGGCUAGAAAUUAUUUUAAAUGGCGACUGAUCUGUCUGAAGCUGAACCCGUGCAUCAUAAGGCGCUUCCACUCUUAACGGGAGCUCAGCUGAUCCACACGGACAAGUUAAGUGAGAAAGUUGAAGACGAAACGAUGCCGAUCCGUCGCUCAGUGAAUUCUUCUUCCCGAGAAACUCCUCCCAAAAGCAAACCUGCUGAAGGUGGUGAAGAGGUCAAAGCAGAUGCAGAAGCCACCUCUGAGGAGUCUGCUUCUGUUGGAGAAGAACAAGAGAAUGAAACCUUGCCUGCUGCAUCCAGUGAAGCAGAACAGCCAAAGGAACCUGACAAUGAAGGGAAGGGGGAAACAAAGUCCUCGGAAGAAACCAAAAAGGAUGAGAAGGAUCAGUCUAAGGAAAAGGAGAAGAAAGUGAAAAAGACCAUUCCUGCAUGGGCUACUCUUUCUGCUAGUCAGCUCGCUAGAGCACAGAAGCAAACUCAGAUGGCUGCCACUUCACGUCCCAAGAUGGAUGCUAUUUUAACUGAGGCUAUCAAGGCAUGCUUUCAAAAGAGUGGUGCCUCAGUUGUUGCAAUACGUAAAUAUAUCAUCCACAAAUACCCUUCCCUGGAGCUCGAGAGGAGAGGCUAUCUUCUAAAGCAAGCAUUGAAAAGGGAGCUGGAGAGAGGGAUCAUUAGACAGGUGAAAGGAAAGGGAGCUUCUGGGAGCUUUGUGGUGGUGUCUAAUGCAGGAAAAACUGUUCCAAAAGCCAGAGACAGAAAGAAAAGCACUUCCGCUUCGACUCCAGAGCAACAGGUCAAGCUGGAAGACAUCCUGCCACUGGCUUUCACCCGCCUUUGUGAGCCGAAGGAAGCUUCUUACAGCCUGAUCAAGAAAUAUGUGUCUCAGUAUUACCCCAAACUCAAAGUAGAUAUAAGACCUCAGCUGUUGAAGAAUGCCCUGCAGAGAGCUGUAGAGAAGGGCCAGCUAGAGCAGAUCACAGGGAAAGGAGCGUCUGGGACAUUCCAGCUGAAGAGGUCAGGGGAGAAGCCCCUGCUGGGUGGGACUCUGAUGGAAGAUGCCAUCCUGUCUGCUAUUGCGGCCAUGAAUGAACCGAAGACCUGCUCCACCACAGCACUGAAGAAGUAUAUCCUGGAAAACCACCCAGGGACCAACUCCAACUUCCAGGUGCAUCUACUGAAGAGAACCCUGCAGAGAUGUGAGAAGAAUGGCUGGCUGGAGCAGAUUUCUGGAAAGGGCUUCAGUGGAACCUUUCAGCUUUGUUUCCCUUAUUAUCCUAGCCCAGGUGUGCUCUACCCGGAGAAGCAGCAGGAGGAGGACUCUGAAGAAUCUGAUGAGGAAGAGGAGGAGGAAUCUGUGGAGGAAGAAGAAUCAGAAGAGGAGGAGUCUGAGGAGGAAGAGCCACCACCAAAGAAAAGGAUGCAGAAGAGACCUCCUCCGAAAUCACGGAGUAGGGCCCCUCCGAUGAAACGGAGAGAGUCCAAGCCCAAGCCAAGAAAAACCCCUGCAGCCCGCAGGGGAAAAGCAAAGCCCCCACCCAAGGUGAAAACCCCUGCUAAGAAAGCCAAACCAGCAGCCCCAGCCAUCAAGAAACCCUCUGGUGGCAGCUCUUCCAAGAAACCAGCAGCCAGUGGGAGGAAGGAAGUGAAACCCUCUGCCAAGGGCAAACCUACCAUGAGGAAAUCUCUCCGGGCAAAAAAGUAAAUAUUUCCAGUGUCAGGGAAUCCCAUGGUCAAAUCUGCAGUCUUGUUUUAUAAAGUCAACGUGCAUUUGUAUUUUAGUUCUGAUGCUUAAACACUUCUUUUUUUUUUCCCUUGGAUGAUGGGGAAAAAGAUGAAAACUAAAUCAAACCAUCCCAAGCAUCUGUUAAUCUCAGUGCUGUGCCUCGUGCCUACCCCUCCCCUGGAACAGGUCAUCUUUAGUUUCUGCAAUAAUUUUAGGACUUUUCUAGGACAUGUAAUCUGUACCUUUUAUGGUGUUCCUCUUGGGUUUGGAGGGAGGGGGGUGGCUUUAAAAAUUCUUCAAAUAAGUUCUUUGCCUCUUUAGACAGCAGGAACGUGGUAAUUGGGGAAAUAAGAUUCUUAACUGAGAAGGUACAACGGCACUAGAGUCCUCCUUAGAUCCCCUGCAUGAUGAGGUCCUUCAUGCUUCUGUGAAGAAGCAGUGUAUAUACAGCACUUGCACUGAGCCCUGGAAGUGCUUCUUUCUGCUCAACUGUUGUAGUGACAGGCUAAGGGGGUGGGGCAUUUGGCUUCUUCAGACCAGCACGUUUUGGGGGUGAGUAGACAUCUUCAGUAACCGGAGGCUGCCACAUGUACUGAUCGUCUGGCACCAGGGGGGAUUGAAAAGGGGUAGUUCUCGGUUGGGUGGGUGAUUUGAAUUAGUGUUUCCACACCACAUCUUUUACCUUCAAACCAAAAUAUAUAAAAGUCUUCUUGAAUCCAACUUUCAAGCAUUUUUAAGAGAUGAAGAGCCUAAGUUUUGUCACUUCUUGUUUACCCUUUUUUAAAGAAAAGUUGGAGAGCUAUACAAUUGCUAAUGUAGAGAUGUUGAUAAGUGAAGAACAUGCAGUUUGCUAAAAUAAAAUGAAAUUAGAUUCCA